CCGCUCCCCCCCUCCCCCCCCUCCCCUCCCCGCUCCCCCCCUCCCCCCCCCUCCCCUCCCCGCUCCCCCCCUCCCCCCCCCUCCCCUCCCCGCUCCCCCCCUCCCCCUCUUCGCUCCCCCCCCUCCCCCUCCCCCUCUUCGCUCCCCCCCCCUCCCCCUCCCCCUCUUCGCUCCCCCCCCUCCCCCUCCCCCUCUUCGCUCCCCCCCUCCCCUCCCCGCUCCCCCCCUCCCCCUCUUCGCUCCCCCCCUCCCCCUCUUCGCUCCCCCCCUCCCCCUCUUCGCUCCCCCCCUCCCCCUCUUCGCUCCCCCCCUCCCCCUGUUCGCUCCCCCCCUCCCCUCUUCGCUCCCCCCCUCCCCCUCUUCGCUCCCCCCCUCCCCCUCUUCGCUCCCCCCCUCCCCUCCCCCCUCCCCGCUCCCCCCCCUCCCCUCCCCCCUCCCCGCUCCCCCCCUCCCCGCUCCCCCCCUCCCCCCUCCCCGCUCCCCCCCUCCCCUCCUCCCCCCUCCCCUCCCAGCUCUCCCCCCCCUCCCCCCCCCUCCCCCCCCAGCUCCCCCCCCCUCCCCCCCAGCUCCCCCCCAGCUCCCCCCCUCCCCCCCAGCUCCCCCCCUCCCCCCCCCUCCCCCCCAGCUCCCCCCCUCCCCCCCCCUCCCCCCCCCUCCCCCCCUCCCCCCCCCCCUCCCCCCCUCCCCCCCCCCUCCCCCCCCCCUCCCCCCCCCCUUCGCUCCCCCCCUCCCCCCCUCCCCCCCCCCCCUCCCCCCCCCUUCGCUCCCCCCUCCCCCCCCCUUCGCUCCCCCCUCCCCCCCCCCUUCGCUCCCCCCCCCCUCGCUCCCCCCCCCCCUCGCUCCCCCCCCCCUCGCUCCCCCCCCCCCCAGCUCCCCCCUCCCCCCCCACUCCCUCCCCCCCCCCACCUUCACUCCCAGCUCCCUCCCCCCCCCCCACCUUCACUCCCAGCUCCCUCCCCCCCCCCACCUUCACUCCCAGCUCCCUCCCCCCCCCCACCUUCACUCCCAGCUCCCUCCCCCCCCCCACCUUCACUCCCAGCUCCCUCCCCCCCCCCACCUUCACUCCCAGCUCCCUCCCCCCCC
Molecule: messenger RNA, 1083 nt
Organism: Stegostoma tigrinum
Lineage: Eukaryota; Metazoa; Chordata; Chondrichthyes; Orectolobiformes; Stegostomatidae
Exons: 4
Source: RefSeq, a predicted model, not a curated record